Messenger RNA from Lactuca saligna, 492 nucleotides. Lineage: Eukaryota; Viridiplantae; Streptophyta; Magnoliopsida; Asterales; Asteraceae. The record is from the annotation of a GenBank genome assembly.
AUGGUGGUGAAGGAAGCCGGUGGUGUUGGAAUGAUUAUGGUGAACUCCGAUAAUUUUGGGGAGGACCUCGUGGCUGAUGCCCAUUUGAUCCCAACUGCCGCCAUUGGUUACCGAGGUGGUGAAGCCAUAAAAAGCUAUAUACUCUCCAAUGAUAAUCCAACGGCCACAAUUACAUCUCGAGUAACAAAAUUACACAUCCAACCGUCACCGGUACUCGCAGCUUUCAGUUCCAGGGGCCCGAACCCGAUCACCCCUAAAAUCUUGAAACCGGAUUUCAUCGCACCAGGGAUGGAUAUUCUAGCUGGUUGGACCGGUUUUACCGUUCCAACCGGUUUAACAGAAGACACACGACGUGUCAAAUUCAACAUCGUGUCUGGGACAUUGAUGUCGUGUCCGCACGUAAGUGGGUUAGCCGCCUUACUAAAAGCAGCUCAUCCUACCUGGACCCCAACGACAAUAAAAUCAGCCCUUAUGACCCAGUUCGAGCCAUGA